ACUUACGCCUUAACAACGUUUACAAAUCUUUAAACUUUAUUAUGAAAAUACACAUUGUAUAAAGAUGUGUUUUGCGUUCGUCAUUCAACUUAUGGUCAACAUAAUCGGCYUACUGAGCGUACUAUUCGCAACAMCACCAUCAACCAUAUUGAGACCCAGCAUUCAUUAUUGGAUAAUAUUAGAYCGAAAAGACAACUCCAGCACGCAGUAAAGAAAAUAUAGCAGACGUAGAUGAGAGUGUACCCGAAGACCGUGARGAGUCGAUGCGGAGCCGUUCGCAACAACUCGAACUGACGUAUGGAACGACGCAAGGCGCAUUUUUCGUCGACGUCUUAAAUUGAAAGAGUACGAAUUAGAGUUUGUGGAAGCUGAAGCCGCUCGACUUUCUCCAGUGACAUCGCUCCGCUCUAUGGGAACUUGAAAAGUUCAAAGAAUAUCCGACGUUUUUAUAAUGAUGCGAUGAUAUUCUGACUAAAUGUGUAUAUAAAGCAAAAUUGCCGCAUCUGGUACGAAGAACAACCUGAAGAAAUUCAAGAGCUCAACGGAAGGAACGUCUGAGAUAUAGCCGCGGUCAAAAUUUGAAGAGAUUAUCUUCAAGAAAAUAAAUGCCAUUAAAUUUUCAUUUUCUUGUUUUUUCUUUAAAAAUGUAGGGAAACUCGAAAUCGAUUACCCUUUAUGAAAUUUGUCAAGAAAGUAUCGGAAAUUCUACAUUUAAAUCUCCCGCUUGUCUUCCAUGGCAGAAGGUUUUUGGUGAAUCAGCUCUAUCAAAACCGCGCACUUACGAGUGGUACAGAGCAUUCAAGAUGGGUCGGGAGACCGUCGAAGACAUGCCUCGUUGUGGAAGGCCUUCAUGUGAGUUUGAGAGGGAUGCCCAUAAAUUGGAGAUGUCACAYGAAAGCGCACGUACGAUUCUUCUUCUUCUUAAUUGGCGUAGUCACCGCUUACGCGAUUAUAGCCGAGUUAACAACAGUUAAAACUGGCGCGCACAUACGAUUAUGCAUAAMAAAUUGGGCAUGCAACGCUUUGCUGAAUUUCCUUCAAAAAAAUCUAUUGAAAGCAGGUAACAUGCUGGAUYGAUCCAAUUCGGAUCCCACCUUUAUGGAACGCAUGACUACUGGUGAAAAGGCAUGGGUCUACGAAUAUGACACAYUUAUAAACCAGCAAUCAUCAGAAUGGCGGCCCAAAGACGCGCCAAAGCCAAUCAAAAGUGAAGGUAAUGCUCAUUGUUUUCUUCGAUAUUCCUUUUUUGCCAAGGAACUCGUGUACUAAGAAUUAUUACGAUAUCUCCAAUUGUUAGUGAUGUUAAAGCUCUCGGAAUUCAACUCGUYUCAUCAACCUGAUCAUUUAUAUACUUAUAUAACUACAUAUCCAUMUCGAUAAUUUUUAAGUAAUACAAAAAACAUUUACAGUAAAGAAUAUAUAGUAUUCUGUAGCAACACGUAUACACAUAUUAGAGAAAAACAUGAAAUAUAUCAUUAUUGCUUGAAAUCUAAAAAGUUAUUCGUAGGCUAAGACAAAAAACAAGGAAAAKGGUAUGUUUACUUAAAACAUUUUACAAAUAUUUGAAAAGACUGGC
Messenger RNA from Bactrocera latifrons, 1576 nucleotides. RefSeq lists its product as uncharacterized. The transcript has 2 exons. The record is from RefSeq and is a predicted model, not a curated record. Lineage: Eukaryota; Metazoa; Arthropoda; Insecta; Diptera; Tephritidae. Bases 676 to 1269 code for a protein of 197 amino acids.